GAGGAAGGCGGGGCUUAGAUAACUUCCGGGUUACAAUCAACUUGCCGGCGCCUAGGCGUCCUUUAGGAAACACCGUGUGCCAAAAUGCUGCGCGUGGUAAGCUGGAACAUCAAUGGGAUCCGGAGUCCCCUGCAAGGGGUGGGAUGCCAGGAACCCAGCAAGUGUUCUACUGCCUUGCGACGCAUUUUGGACCAGCUAGAUGCCGAUAUUGUCUGUCUCCAGGAAACCAAAGUAACCAGAGAUGUACUGACAGAGCCCCUGGCUAUUGUUGAAGGUUAUAACUCCUAUUUCAGCUUCAGCCGCAGCCGUAGUGGCUAUUCUGGUGUGGCCACCUUCUGUACAGACAGUGCUACCCCAAUAGCUGCUGAAGAAGGCCUAAGUGGCCUAUUUGCCACCCAGAAUGGGGAUGUUGGUUGCUAUGGAAACAUGGAUGAGUUCACCCAAGAGGAACUCCGGACUCUGGAUAGUGAGGGCCGGGCUCUCCUUACACAGCACAGGAUCUGCACACAGGAAGGGAAGGAGAAGACCUUGACCCUAAUCAAUGUGUACUGCCCCCAUGCGGAUCCUGGGAAGCCUGAGCGGCUGACCUUUAAGAUGCGUUUCUAUCGCCUGCUGCAAAUUCGAGCAGAAGCCCUCCUGGAGGCUGGCAGCCACGUGAUAAUUCUGGGAGACCUGAAUACAGCCCACCGUCCCAUUGACCACUGUGAUGCAAGUAGUCUGGAGUGCUUUGAAGAGGACCCAGGCCGUAAGUGGAUGGAUGGCUUGCUCAGUAACCUUUGGUGCCAGGCUGGAUCCUUCAUCGAUAGCUACCGCUAUUUCCAGCCAAAACAGGAGAAGUCUUUUACCUGCUGGUCGGUGGUUAGUGGUGCACGCCAUCUCAACUACGGCUCCCGGCUUGACUAUAUACUGGGGGAUAGGACUCUGGUCAUAGACACCUUCCAGGCCUCCUUCUUGCUCCCUGAAGUGAUGGGCUCUGACCACUGCCCUGUGGGAGCCAUCUUGAAUGUGUCCUGUAUGCCAGCAAAACAGUGCCCAGCCCUGUGCACACGCUUCCUCCCUGAGUUUGCAGGUACCCAGCUCAAGAUUCUUCGCUUCUUAGUUCCUUGUAAACAAGAACCUGUGCUGGGGCAGCCAGCCCUGCAGCCCAACAACCGAACUCAGGUACAGAAACAGCAAAAGAAAGGCCCCGUGAGUUCAGCCAGGCCUCGGAAAAGUCAAGCUGGCUCCAGAAGUCAGAAAAACCUCAUGAGCUACUUCCAGUCUUCUUUUAGCCUUCCCCAAACUUCUCCUGUUGUGGAACUACCUAGCCUGCCUCCGGUGGGCACUUUCAUAACCCCAAAGACUGCAGAAGAGGAUACGAUGGCCACGAUAGUGGAAGAGCAGGCCAAGGUUUUCGAGACCAAAGAUAAGAAGGAGGUACAGACCUUGUUCUGGAAGUCUAUGCUGAGUGGACCCUCACCCAUGCCCCUUUGCAGAGGCCACAGGGAGCCAUGUGUAAUGCGUACUGUAAAGAAACCAGGACCCAACCUGGGCCGCCGCUUCUACAUAUGUGCUAGGCCACGAGGUCCUCCCAGUGACCUCUCCGCCCGCUGUAGCUUCUUCCUCUGGAGUAGGCCUAGCUGAAAUGGCUGAGGCCUAGGGAUACCUAGCAUGGUCACCCCGACACAGUCUGAUGCCAGUCCCUCCUCCUAAGCUGCCUUCUCCUAGGCUUCCCUCCUUCUUUCUUCCUCUUCUCCCUGUUCCUGCCUUUCUUUCCCUUCUUCCCCUAAGGCUUUCCUCCCUCUUCUCUCACCUCGCUUUCUUUCUCUUUGUACAUACAAGAACCAGUUUCCCAUGUAUUUUUACAUAAAUAAAGUCUGUGUCUUUGUUUCAGUGUA
Messenger RNA from Nannospalax galili (Upper Galilee mountains blind mole rat), 1877 nucleotides. RefSeq names its product apurinic/apyrimidinic endodeoxyribonuclease 2 (gene Apex2). Gene Ontology annotation, cellular component: nucleus. Gene Ontology annotation, biological process: base-excision repair. The coding region runs from base 85 to 1623 and encodes 512 amino acids. Lineage: Eukaryota; Metazoa; Chordata; Mammalia; Rodentia; Spalacidae. Gene Ontology annotation, molecular function: endonuclease activity; phosphoric diester hydrolase activity; zinc ion binding. The record is from RefSeq and is a predicted model, not a curated record. The transcript is spliced from 6 exons.